AUGGCUGGAGAUGUAGCUCCACAUGCGACAGACCAGCAUCAACACGUGGAAGCCGCCAUGGAUCUUCCAGUGGUGGUUAAUUCGGACGAGGAUGAGAUAGUCUCCCACGAACUAGAGCAAAUGAGGAGCAUAUUGGAAGAGGUGAUUUUGGAAACGCGCAGCUUGCCUCUCGAAAAUCGACUUCCCCGCAUGGGUAUGCUUAGGGGUCUAAGCAAGCGAAAUCGGGCUGUCGUGAGGGCUCUUAACCUAAUGCUGGUGACCUAUUUGGAAUCCAGUCGAGACUUUUGCGAGACGGACUCAAUUCUUUUUGGCGACGCAGUGGCAGUUUGCCGUAUUAUUGGCGCCAAACUCCCCAUGGCUGGACGCGCUACUAGACAAAGUAGCGCCAUCCCAGCCUGGAGAAAAGGAAUCGAGGACCGCGUCGCAAAGGCAAGGGCCCUUAUCGACAGACUGACAAGCUUCAGGUCAGGUAAUAAUAGACCGAGGAUUAUGCGCACCGUGAGAAUGGCGUUUGCUGGGACAAAUAUCAGUUUGUCUCAGCCGAAUAUCACGCCGAAACUACCGGAGCGCAUGGAUGACCUGAAGCAAAAAAUCGUUGCUUGGGGGAGGCGGAUUCUACGAUUUACCGAGAGGUCAAGGCGGUUCAACCAGAAUCGUCUCUUCCAGAGUGAUCAGAAGAGGCUCUAUAAAUCAUUGCAGCGACCAGAGGUAAGUGGAGCGGGCUCAGGAUCGGACCAGGCUGACAUUAUCGCAUUCUGGCGUGACCUGUGGUCAGAGCCCGUAAACCACAGCGAAGGCCCGUGGAUGGAAGUUGUGGCGAACCAGGGUGCGAGUGUUACGCCUAUGGACCCCAUAGCCAUAACGCCGGAAGACGUGGCUGAGGCAGUCCGUAGGGCCCCGAACUGGAAAAGUCUGAGGUUCUACGGGCUGCAUCAUUACUGGCUGAAGGGGUUCAUAGUGUGUCAUGCUGAGCUCGCCCGACAGUUUCCAGAGGCUCUCGACCAGAAGUCGCUCCCGAACCUCUUCACUACUGGGAUCACUCACUUGGUUCCUAAAGAUCAGGUUAACUUAGUCUAG
Parnassius apollo (apollo) is the source of this 1077-nucleotide messenger RNA. The record is from the annotation of a GenBank genome assembly. NCBI's taxonomy places the organism in Eukaryota, Metazoa, Arthropoda, Insecta, Lepidoptera, Papilionidae.